Molecule: messenger RNA, 2910 nt
Organism: Erpetoichthys calabaricus (reedfish)
Lineage: Eukaryota; Metazoa; Chordata; Cladistia; Polypteriformes; Polypteridae
Gene: nanos1
Product: nanos homolog 1
Exons: 1
Coding region: 170-892 (240 amino acids)
Biological process (GO): negative regulation of translation; oogenesis
Cellular component (GO): perinuclear region of cytoplasm
Molecular function (GO): zinc ion binding; mRNA binding
Source: RefSeq, a predicted model, not a curated record
AUUGUAUGCCUAGCGCUUCAGAAGCAGAGAGAAAGCCACAGAACGGCAGAGUUGUAUGUGAAAAAGAGAAUCAAAACAAAAAACAAGAAAAAAAUAAAGCUCUCAGUUUGGAUAGAAACACAACUGUGGCGUCUAUCUAACACAGCGCCUACACGAACUAAGCGGAACAAUGGAUUUUUUAAAUCAUAACUAUAUUAACACAGGCAGCUCGUAUGACUACACGUUUAAUUUCUGGAAUGACUACCUGGGACUUUCUACUUUGGUCACUAAGAACAAUAACAACAAGAACAGCGCGCCUCAAAGCCCGAACUCCAUCACCGAGUCUCUGAAGGCCAGCCUGGGCUUAGACGACUCGCCUCCCUGCUCCUGCUCGUGCUCUUGCCUGCUGGGGGGCAGCGGUGAAGCCGGCCACUUGGACUGUUGCUGCUGCUGCUCCUCCUCGGCCAGCCCACCGCCGACCUCCAUCCUCGAUCUGGAGGAACGUUUCUCUAUCUUCAGCCCCUUUCAGAACCAAAGCGGUGGGGGCGGCGGUAGCAUCCUCCUACCCCAGGAUAGGGAGUCUGGGUUCGGGGGGGCGUUCGCUGGCUUUGACCUCUUCGGAGUGGAGAGGAAAAUGCGCAAGCCUGCGCCCAGGAAUAAGCAGGAGCCGAAGAUCUGCGUGUUUUGUCGGAAUAACGGCGCACCGGAGGAAGUGUACGGCUCUCAUGUACUCAAGACGCCCGACGGGAGGGUCGUCUGCCCCAUCCUCAGGGCUUACACGUGCCCCCUAUGCAGCGCUAACGGCGACAACGCGCACACCAUCAAGUACUGCCCGCUGUCCAAAGACCAACCACCCCAGCGGCAGCUGAAGGGCGGCAGGGCGGUGGGCGGCAAGAGAUUGAAGAUCUUCUAAGGAGAGAGAGAAAGAGAGAGACCCGAUCGCACGGGGAAAUUGCACUGAACAUUUCUGCAGACGACUGUUUGAAUUUGCGGCGCUCCCCCUUUCUGUUUGUUUGUCCUUCUGUUUGUUUGCUGCGCUUACUCUGAUCACUUAAAACAGAGAGAGAGAGGGCGAAAGAACCCCAGUCCGUUUUUUGUAAGUUUUCUUCAGUGUUUUGUUUUGUUUCCCCCUGGGCGUUUCCUGUGCAAGGUUUGCUGCCCGUUAGUUUGUGCAGAUGUUUUAUUCGACUGUUAAAAGUAACAACAUUCUGAGAAAAACAUCAUAAAGCACCUUCAUUUUCCUUGUAUGAUCUUUUCGUUAAGGAGCUAUACACAUUUGUACUAAUCUUAGUCUAGGCAUUUUUGUAAUAUUUCAUUAACUUGUCUCAUUUUCCUGAUCGAAGAACCAAAGUUUAAGCAAAGAAUUGUAGAAUUGUAAACGUUCCGAUAUUUUUGUGUAUGUGCGUGUUUUUUAUUUCACAAUGUUACAGUAGACUUAAUCAAUUGUCUAUACAACUUUGAGGUGUAGAUCUUUCUUUUUUUUUUUUACACAAUUUCAAUCUAUGAAAGCAAUUUGCAUUAAACUACAAGAAUCAGAAAAAAGCUACCUUACAUAAAUGGUACUCUUCCAAGCACUGGCCAGUUUGGGUAACAUAACCCUGGGUGUAGUUACCUUGCCAAAUUAGUUUCCGUGGAGCACUUGGGGUGGGGGAUCUUUUUUGGGGGUUGUUUCCAGCAUAAGGGGCUACUUCCAUUUCAGCAUAUCUUUACAGAUAUAUGUUAUUUCCUUUGUUGCCUUUUUAAUGUUCCACAGUGAAUAACAGAGACAAAAAGGUACUGGAAAUGUUUACAAGCAAAGGAGGAGGGAGGAUCAACACUGUAUUUUUAAUUUACUGCUUUAUCAAGUUUUUUUUUUUUUAAUUUUUAUUUUAGCAGUGCAGAUUUGUUUUCUGUUAUCAGUCACUGUAUUUACUUAGGUUGAUGCAAACUUAAAAGCAAGUGGGAACAGUUUGGGGCUGGGGAGGGUUAUGUUUGCCAUAACCACAAUAAAAUUAUGUUUCCAGGAACUCACACACAUUAAAAAAAUUAUUUACAUUUUUUACAUAAAAAAAUUAAUAUAGCACGAAUGUAAUUAUUGAAUGUUAUAUAAAAAAGCUUUUUAAACAAUGCAUUAUUAUUAUUUUUUGGCAUUAUGUAUGUGCAACUUCAAUCCAAAAAAAAUGCAAAAAUGUAGUGAAUGUACUGAGAAAAAAAAUAAUAAUACAGUGAAAGGUGAUACUAGCCGGACUGCACAUUUCAUACAUUUUUUUUGUUUACCAAAGGAAUACAAUUUUAAUUGAAAUAAGAAUAAAAUGUAAUAAAUUUGCUGUAUUGUGUACAUAUAUAUAAAUAUAUAUAAAUAUUAAAAGUGUGUAAUGUUUAUUCAGUAUUUUAACAUUAAUAUAACAGACUUAAGAGGGUGCUACCUCAACAGAAUUGUUUUCAGAUAAAUACAGAUUUGUACUUAUUGUAAAAGGUCAACAUUUGCAGUUUAUAAAUAUAGUGCUGACAUUUAUAAUAAGGGUUUUUAAUAGUAUUUUUUGGAUCUUUGUAUAACAUAAUUGUAUUUUUUUUGCAUUCUACAUUUGGGAGUCAAUUUCCAAUUAAGCUCUAAGCAUUGUUAGCCAAAAGGCAGGAUGUUGUAAAUAAUAAUGAUAAUAAUAAUAAUCAUGAAUUUUUUCCAAGUUGUGUUGUAAAAUGUUCAUUGUUUUGAGAAGAAAGAAAGAGAGAGAGAGCGUGAGAGAGAAAGAGAAUAAAUGAGAGCGUGGAUCAUGUUUUAAAAAUAAGAAUAGAAAAUUUGCCAGUUUUAACUGAAGUUUUUAAUUAAAGAAAACACUGUUGAAUUUUGUUAUUUAUAUUUUGACACUAUUUUCUGUAUGCUGCAGUGCAGAAUUUAAAGAAAUUGAAUUCACUACAGAAAUAAACAGCUUUAUCAAAUAUUUUAACUCUUAA